AAUAAUAACAAACAAUAACAAACACGUGUCAGAGCUGUUUCUAGCUCAAACCAUUGUGACACUUGGGCUCAUAACUAAAGAUCUUCGCGGCCCUAACAACAACAACAACAACAUUGUGACACACAGCCUGCACGGCCUCAACAAACCCCCAAGAAGAAGACAAAUCAGUGCUAUAUUACACUAAAAUAUUCACAAGAACAAGAACACUAGUUCUAUGUAUAUGUUCUCAUAAGAGACUAUAUAAUAAACCUUGUAACACAAUUAUGGCUGGCAGUAGUAUCCUUACCAACCAUUCACUGGAGUGGGUGCAAGAGAAAGGCUGGUGCUCUCCUGUUACUGUGGACACACUCACAGCUUUGGGCUACAAACAACUUACAACAAUUCAGCUGCUUGCCCUCCCACAACUUUUGACCAAAGCCAACACCUAUAUUCAUGCUCGCACUGGCUCCGGAAAGACACUUUCCUUCUUAAUACCUGCUUUGGAACGAUUGAAAGCUAUGGGAUUCAAAAAUAAUCAUGGAGUUGGAGCACUAAUAAUAUCUCCUACAAGGGAGUUGGCUCUACAGAUUGCUGCUGUUCUUAACCCACUGGCUGAAGCAUUUGGCUUCUCAAGCAUUACAGUUACUGGAGGCACCAAGGCUAAGAACAUAUGCAUCAAGAAGGGGUACAUGUUUGUUAUUGGAACUCCUGGCAGAUUGGCUGAAACUUUGAUGGAAGAAAAUAUCCCUCAUUUAAAAGUAUGCAACUUGAAAAUGUUAAUCUUGGAUGAAGCUGAUCGACUCUUAGAUGAUGGUUCACAUACCCAGCAGCUAAGAAGAAUAAUCUCUGUUCUACCUACAGAACAGGUUCAGAAGGUUCUUGUGAGUGCAACAGUAAACUCAAAGUGUCAAGAAUUGUCAAAGGAGAUCUUCAUGACAGACUUUUCACUCAUCACAGCUGAAAAGUAUGGUGCCUUCACUACAUCACAAGUAAAACAAAAGUAUCUCUCUGUGCCAGCAAGAGAAAGAAUAUCUAUGCUGAUAACAGUACUACAAACAUUGCAAAAGAAGAAAAAUAUUGUAUUUUUCAAUUCCUGUCACUCUGUGAAGUUCCACUAUAAAGUUUUACAAGAAUUCAAGCUUCCUGUAUUCUAUUGCAUGGGUCAAGAAAAACAAGCUCGACGCAGCAACAUGUACUCAAAAUUUUUGGAGAUGAAGCAAGGAACACUCCUCACAACAGGCCUGGCAGAGCGUGGUUGGGACAUUCCUUCUGUACACUGGAUAAUUCAGUAUGAUCCACCUCACAAGCCAGAGGAUUAUAUCCAUCGUGUUGGUCGUACCAGUCGGGGUGAAGGACGUAUGGGUCAGGCUCUCCUUUUCUUGCGGCCUGAAGAAUGCAAGUUUCUUGAUGUUCUGAGAGGCAUGCAUGUGAAAAUUGAUGAAAUAGAAUUCAGUGGAAAGCUAAAUGAUAUUCAGGAUAAAGUGCAAUCACUCAUUGCAGACAAUGUGGAAAUUCAGCAGAUGGGAAAGCUUGCAUACAAGAAAUUUGUGAGAGCCUAUCAGUGUCAUAAGUUGAAGAAGGUAUUCGAUAUUCAGAAAAUAGAUCUCAAAGAGGUGUGUAAUUCUUUUGGAUUCUCUGAGCCACCAUUAGAGCUAGGGAAUUUAACCUAGUUUAGUGCACUGAACACAUAUAGACCUAUUGAGCUUUGCAGUUGAUUGAAGUUUGGGAGACUUCAUUCACAUGAAGAGAAAGGAUAAGAUGAGAUGAAUGAGAACAUUGAAAAAGAGUAGGGUAGUAGAUUUUGAAGAUGUAAAAGAACAACACUGUAAGAUUGAGAUAGAGCGAUGUAUGAAGAAUAGCAAAUAAACUGGCCAUAAACAGA
Molecule: messenger RNA, 1861 nt
Organism: Portunus trituberculatus (swimming crab)
Lineage: Eukaryota; Metazoa; Arthropoda; Malacostraca; Decapoda; Portunidae
Product: ATP-dependent RNA helicase has-1-like
Exons: 9
Coding region: 264-1649 (461 amino acids)
Biological process (GO): maturation of LSU-rRNA from tricistronic rRNA transcript (SSU-rRNA, 5.8S rRNA, LSU-rRNA)
Cellular component (GO): nucleolus
Molecular function (GO): nucleic acid binding; ATP binding
Source: RefSeq, a predicted model, not a curated record